CUGGCGGGGCGUGGAAAGCCCUUGCCCAAUGACCUGCCUGCCCUAUCACUUGGAGGACACAGCUACAGGAAAGGCUUGGCUCCCUGGAGGGCUCCCCAAGGGCCCCUGGUGGACCUGGCUUCUGACUGGGGCAUUUCCCUGAUGUGGGGAUAAGACCAAGCUCUGAAGGACUCUGGCCCCUCCCAAGGACCAUGCCACAGCCCCACUGACCCAGGAGUAGGGGCCUCAGGGCAGGGAACCUGGAAUGGGCUGUGUGUUCUGCAAGAAGUUGGAGCCAGGGCCCAAGGAGGAUGGUGACCUGGAAGGGGACUUCAGGGCCUACGGGGCUGCAGACCGCUAUGGCCCUGACCCUACUCAGGGCCGACCAACAUCCUCCUUUGCCCAUAUCCCCAACUACAACAACUUCUCCCCUCAGCCUGCCAACCCCUCCUUCCUGGAUGGGGGCAACAUCAGAGGCAUCUCAGGAACUGGGGUGACUCUGUUCAUCGCCCUUUAUGACUAUGAGGCCCGGACAGAGGAUGACCUCACCUUCACUAAGGGCGAGAAAUUCCACAUCCUGAACAACACGGAGGGUGACUGGUGGGAGGCUCGGUCUCUCAGCUCCGGACAAACUGGCUACAUUCCCAGCAACUACGUGGCCCCUGUGGACUCCAUCCAGGCAGAAGAGUGGUACUUUGGAAAGAUCGGGAGGAAGGAUGCGGAGAGGCAGCUGCUGUCCCCGGGCAACCCCCGGGGGGCCUUUCUCAUUCGAGAGAGUGAGACCACCAAAGGUGCCUACUCCCUGUCCAUUCGGGAUUGGGACCAGGCCAGAGGCGAUCACGUGAAGCAUUACAAGAUUCGCAAGCUGGACACAGGUGGCUUCUACAUCACCACGAGGGCCCAGUUUGACACAGUGCAGGAACUGGUGCAGCACUACCUUGAGGUGAACGAUGGGCUGUGCCACCUGCUCACUGCUGCCUGCACCACCAUGAAGCCGCAGACGCUGGGCCUCGCUAAGGAUGCCUGGGAGAUCAGCCGCAGCUCCAUCGCGCUCCAGCGCCGGCUGGGCACCGGCUGCUUUGGGGAUGUGUGGCUGGGCAUGUGGAAUGGCAGCACAAAGGUGGCGGUGAAGACACUGAAGCCGGGCACCAUGUCCCCGAAGGCCUUCCUGGCGGAGGCGCAGAUCAUGAAACUGCUGCGGCACGACAAGCUGGUGCAGCUAUACGCCGUGGUGUCGGAGGAGCCCAUCUACAUCGUGACGGAGUUCAUGUGCCAUGGUAGCUUGCUGGAGUUCCUCAAGGACCAAGAAGGCCAGAAUUUGAGGCUGCCCCAGCUGGUGGACAUGGCAGCCCAGGUAGCUGAGGGCAUGGCCUACAUGGAGCGCAUGAACUACAUCCACCGAGACCUGAGGGCAGCCAACAUCCUCGUAGGGGAGCGGCUGGUGUGCAAGAUCGCUGACUUCGGGCUGGCCCGUCUCAUCACGGAUGACGAGUACAACCCCAAGCAAGGGGCUAAGUUCCCCAUCAAAUGGACAGCCCCAGAGGCUGCCCUUUUUGGCAGAUUCAGCAUCAAGUCAGAUGUGUGGUCCUUUGGGAUCCUGCUCACUGAACUCAUCACCAAGGGCCGAGUCCCUUACCCAGGCAUGAAUAACCGGGAAGUAUUGGAACAGGUGGAGCACGGCUACCACAUGUCCUGCCCCCCAGGCUGCCCAGCAUCUCUGUACGAGGCCAUGAAACAGACCUGGCGUCUGGACCCCGAGGAGAGGCCUACCUUCGAGUACCUGCAGUCCUUCCUGGAGGACUACUUCACCUCCACAGAACCCCAGUACCAGCCUGGGGAUGAGACAUAGCCUGUUUGGGCAUCAACCACCUCUCAGGGGUUGUCCACCAGCCCCUUCGAAUCCUCAGGGCUCCGGUUCCAAGGCCCCAUGGCCCAGAACCCUAAAGAGUCUUAGCCUGUCAGAGCAAGCAAGUUGCUCUAGUACCAUCUAGGGCAACCCACUCAUUUAAAAGAUGGGGAAAAUCCAGGCUCAGAGAUCAUCCCUCACCUACUCUGGUUCCAAGCACUAUUUUUUCCCUUCCCACUUAUGCCCCUAGAAGCCUCUAGCCUCCUGUCUGCACUCCCCCAACCAAAAAGAAAUGCUCAGACUCUGUCUAGUUAUUUAUAAAACUGUAUAUCCUUUCCCUCACUUAUCACCUGUCCCUACUCUCCUCCCCUGUCAUCCCAUCCUGGUCCAGAAUUCACCUCCUACUCAUUCUCUUGGGUUUAUAAGUUACAAAGACAGGGAAAAUCUUUGCCAGAUCCCUUUCCUGCUGUGUGUAUGCUCUAGUCCAGGACCCUGGUCCAAGCCCAGGGUGAGGGAGAGGGUUGCUGAGGGCUUCUGUGAAUCACGUGUGUGUUUACUGAUUCUGUAAAUAACAAAAAUGACAAUAUGAAUCCUUGAGCCACAAAAAUCUCUUCCUUUGGGAGGGAUGGUGGUCUGUGGGAAGUGAGUGGAGCCUCUUUGGCUGCUGGGAGGAAGGGGCAGUGAGAGAGCACCUUAAUGCCUACUAAGCACAGGGCACCCAAGAUGUGUCCUAGGACACCCAAAAGUCCUGAUGCUCAUCCCCAUGUGAGUUUAGAACGAGCUGAGAAAUGGAUACAGAAGACAAGCAACUGGAGAUCAAAAUUUCCCAUUACUGACGUGGCUUUCAAUCUGUGUAUGGCUCACUCUUUACCUGAUUUCAGCAGAUUUACCCUUCAUCAUAGGCACCACAGCAGAACUUCAGACCUCCCACGGCAGAGCAGGAGGAAGACCACUGUGGACCCUCAACAGUUCCCCAAAAGAGGACAGAAGGGAGGGGAGGGGAGAGGCCUGAGAGUUAGUCUAGUUCAUUGGAUUUCAUUUGGAGCAACUCUGCUCCCAGGAGGCUUUUGGAGAGAUUUGGAGGCAGUUUUGUUAGUCACAGUGAAUUGGGGCUCCUACUGGCAUGUAGUGGACAGGGACUGGGGGUGCUAAGCAGCCCACUGUAUACCUGUUCAGUGAAGACUUGUCCCACCCCUUGGCUCCCCUUUUGAGAGACUCUAGCGGUUGAUGUGUCUCCACGUGGAAACUAGAGGAACAAGGACUAAGGAUUCCCAGCUCUGCCAUCAGGAAUUUGUGGACCCUUGACUUACUAAGGGAGCAGCUGCAGGAGAGAGCCUGGGAGCUGGGAAUCACUGCUGCAUCUGGCAAACAAUUACUAAACAUUGAUUCUGUGAAGGGCCUUUUGCUAGGCAGGACCCCAGGGACACAGACAUGAACAAGACCUGCUCCUGUCCGGAGGAGUUCACAAUCAGGCUGGGGAGAAAUAAUAGUAAUAAUAAUAACAACUCAUUUAUUAAGUGUCUCCUGAAUGCCGGAUGGGUUUACAUUCAUCUUUUCAUUUAACUCAGUCCUGAAUCUGGUUCUAUGAUUAGUCCCCCCAUUUACAGAUGAGGAAGCCCAGGGGUUACCUGAUGUACCAAGGUCACACAUAUAUGUGACAGAGCUGGGACAUGAACCCAGGUAUCACACCAAGGCCCAUGAUCUUUCUACCAGACCUCACUGCCUCUGGGCUUUAGGAAAAGAUCCUAUCUGCCCCAGGUGGAUGUUUGGGGGAUCCUUCUCCCUUAGAUAUUGGUAGAAAGAUUCCCUGGAAGCCCUCCCAAGUUGACUGACCUAAGGGAAAGGGGACAAGGUGACCAAUGCAGACUGAGCAUUCCCUUGUUCAGCCCUGUGCUGGGGAUUGCUGAUGGGAGCAAUGAGAUGGGGAGAAGCCAGGGGCUGCUUAGAGAAAUGGUCACAGGGGUGGGAGCCGUAGCUCUGGCACAUCAACUCUCAGGAGCCAAGGCUUCCCCAAGGCCAUGGUCUCUAGACAACCGAACUCACAAGAACCUGAUGUAUAAGCCAGAGAUCCAGUGUUUCUACCUGCCAUGGAGUCAGGAGAUAGGAGCACAGAUCUGGAGCUGUAGUGCCUGUUGUGAAUCUUGCCUCUGCCACUCACUAGCUAUGUCAUGUCGUUCAAGCUGUGAAUCUCUCCAAGCCUCAAUUUCUUCAUCUGUGAAAUGACAAUAAAAUGCACAGUGCAUGUUA
Molecule: messenger RNA, 4072 nt
Organism: Camelus dromedarius (Arabian camel)
Lineage: Eukaryota; Metazoa; Chordata; Mammalia; Artiodactyla; Camelidae
Gene: FGR
Product: FGR proto-oncogene, Src family tyrosine kinase
Exons: 13
Coding region: 245-1828 (527 amino acids)
Biological process (GO): integrin-mediated signaling pathway; protein phosphorylation; innate immune response
Cellular component (GO): extrinsic component of cytoplasmic side of plasma membrane
Molecular function (GO): non-membrane spanning protein tyrosine kinase activity; ATP binding; signaling receptor binding
Source: RefSeq, a predicted model, not a curated record